Onychostruthus taczanowskii (white-rumped snowfinch) is the source of this 2618-nucleotide messenger RNA. RefSeq names its product ectonucleoside triphosphate diphosphohydrolase 4 (gene ENTPD4). The record is from RefSeq and is a predicted model, not a curated record. Gene Ontology annotation, biological process: nucleoside diphosphate catabolic process. Lineage: Eukaryota; Metazoa; Chordata; Aves; Passeriformes; Passeridae. Gene Ontology annotation, molecular function: nucleoside diphosphate phosphatase activity. The transcript is spliced from 13 exons. Gene Ontology annotation, cellular component: membrane. Bases 128 to 2083 code for a protein of 651 amino acids.
GGCGUGGGCCGGUUGCCAUGGGGCGGCCCGGGAGAGCAGGGAUGGCUCAGGGCACGUGGGAUGUUCCUGGUCCCUCCGAGGUCACCGGCUGAGGCUCCACAGCUCCUGCUGCUGCCCCGCUCCCACAAUGGGCAGGAUCAGCAUCUCCUGCCUGCUCCCGGCCUCGUGGCACUUCAGCCUGUCGCCCGUGGGGUGUCCGCGGGUCCUGAACGCGUCCCUGCGGCAGCUGCUGCUGCUCGGGGCGGCCGCGGCCGCGGCGGCGCUGCUGCUCUGCUCCCUGCUGCUGAUCCGCGGCAAGCACCGCGCCCGGGAGGCGAAAUUCCACAGGUACCUGGCCAGGGUGACGGACAUGGAGGCCACGGACACCGGGAACCCCAACCUGAGCUACGGCAUCGUGGUGGACUGCGGCAGCAGCGGCUCCAGGGUGUUCGUGUACUGCUGGCCCCGGCACAACGGCAACCCCAAGGACCUGCUGGACAUCCAGCAGAUGAGGGACAGCUCCAGGAAACCCGUGGUGAUGAAAAUCAAACCAGGAAUUUCUGAGUUUGCCAGCUCUCCUGACAAGGUCAGUGAUUACAUCUCACCCCUGCUGAGCUUCGCUGCCGAGCACGUGCCCCGCUCCAAACACAAGGAGACUCCUCUCUACAUCCUGUGCACUGCAGGCAUGAGGAUCCUGCCCGAGAGCCAGCAGAAAGCCAUCCUGGAGGAUCUGCUCACGGACAUCCCCGUGCACUUUGAUUUCCUCUUCUCUGACUCCCACGCUGAGGUGAUUUCUGGGAAGCAGGAAGGAGUCUAUGCAUGGAUUGGGAUCAACUUUGUCCUUGGGAGAUUUGAGCACACGGACGAUGAGGAUGAAGCCGUGGUGGAGGUGCAGGUCCCUGGCAGCGAGCACCACGAUCCCAUUUUCCGCAAGAGGACCGUGGGGAUCCUGGACAUGGGCGGGGUCUCCACGCAGAUCGCCUACGAAGUGCCCCAAAGUGUAAGCCUUGCCUCCCCUCACCAGGAGGAGGUGGCCAAGAGCUUGCUGGCAGAGGUGAAUCUGGGCUGCGAUGCCCACCAGACGGAGCACGUGUACCGCGUGUACGUGGCCACCUUCCUGGGCUUCGGCGGCAACGCGGCGCGCAGGAGGUACGAGGAGAGCCUCUUCUCCAGCAGCCUCCUCAGGAACAGGCAGGCCGGGCUCAGCCCGCAGGCCCCGCUCCUGGACCCGUGCCUGCCGCGGGACGCGCGGGACGAGCUGCGGCACCGGGGGCUGACGCUGCACCUGCGCGGCACCGGCGACUUCCAGCUGUGCCGGGAGCGGCUGCGGCCGCUGCUGAACCGCACCAACGGCACCCGGAGCUCGCUGAACGGCGUCUUCCAGCCCCCCGUGCACCUCCAGAGCAGUGAGUUCUACGGCUUCUCCGAGUUCUACUACUGCACCGAGGACGUGCUGCGCAUGGGCGGCGACUACAGCGCCGCCAAGUUCACCAGGGCUGCGCAGGAAUAUUGUGCCACCCGGUGGUCGGUGCUGCGGGAACGCUUCGAGCGCGGCCUCUACGCCCCGCACGCGGAUCUGCACCGGCUCAAGUUCCAGUGCUUUAAGUCCGCCUGGAUGUUCGAGGUUUUCCACCGGGGCUUCUCCUUCCCGGAGAGCUACGGGAGCCUGAAGACGGCGCUGCAGGUCUACGACAAGGAGGGACAUCCAGCAGGAGAAUUUCCGUGGGAUUCACUCGCACUGGAGGAGCUUCUCCUUUGUGUACAACCACUACCUGUUCCUGGCCUGCUUCCUGGUGGUGCUGCUCUCCAUCCUGCUCUACCUGCUCCGCCUGCGCCGCAUCCACCGCCGGCCGCUCCCCGGCGGCUCCUCCCCACCCCUCUGGAUCCAGGAGGGGCUCCCCCCGCAGAAAAUCCCGGGAUAGGGCUCCAGGAUGGAGGAUUCAUCCACACACACACACAAAAAAAAGCCAUUUUUGCCUCAGGGUUCCUCCUUUUUUUGCCCCUUGUGGAGAAGCGGAGUUGGGGUGGUGAGGGAAAAAUGCCAAAAAAAAAAGACUUUGCUGGGAAUGUUGCACUUGGGGGUGUGCAGGAGAGGAGGGGUUGAGUUCCCACCUUUGGGAGAGGCUGAAAUCCCAGGAUGAGCUUGGAUUUUCCUUGCUGGAUUCCAGCAUUGCCAUCCCUGCUCUCACUUUGGAGUCUCAAAGAACGGGAAGUUCCAAAAGCAGGGGGACAAAAAAAAAAACCAACAAAAAAACCCUUUUAGGACAUUUUAGGUGAUUUUCUCUUCUGGAAUCACUCCUGGGAUGGAGAAGGAAAAUCCCUCACAUCCAAUGCUGUGCUUCCAUAAAAAACUGCUUCCAUCACUUCUGCUCCCUCCUUUUUUUCCUUGGAAAAGAGAAAAGGAUUUCCUCCUUUUUCACCCUCCCAGUGACACCAGUCGCUGCUUUUAAUCCCAAAUUUCUGUUCCAUAAUCGUGGAGAGACCUCCCAGAAACUCCAGGAAUGUGAAGAGAACUGGAAAAAUAGAGGAGAAUGUGCACAGGGUCUUUCCAAGUCCUCUGGUAAUUUAUAUUUUAUUUAAAACUGUUGAUUUUACUUGAAAGUCGAUUUGUCCAUGAUUAAAAGUGGGAUUUCUAUGAA